AUGUCGGACGGACUCAACCAAGCUCGUGCGAUGCGCGUUGCCGAAAUCAUCAACGACUACCGUACUUUGCUGCUACACAUCUCGCAGCAGAAUGUCAAUGCAUCCCAAGAAGAAUACUGGGAAGAAGGCUUCGUGGUGCUCCGCGAGUCCCUAGCCUCCGCCCAGACCCUAAUGUCCGCCAACUAUCAGCCCUGUCCAGUAACAGGCCAAGGCAACGUCGAGACAGAGAAGGCCGAACUUCAGAGGGUCAUUCUCGACAGCAGCGCACGCCGUUAUCAAGCGCACAAAAUUUAUCUGCGAGCCGCAGCGGCCCGGCGAUGGGCCAUGGCCCGCGCCAGCAUUUUACAAGGCCAACGGCCAACGGCCCAACACGCCGCAGCUCUCAAAAGCGCUACCACCACGCUUCAUCAAGACUUGGCUCGCAUCACGGACACUUACGCUGUCUCUGACCUCCGAGCCGCGGAUAUGCGGGCAGGUCACUGGGUUGACGACGACCCGUCUUUGGAAGCCAUCCGCCGCUGGGUUGGGUCGCAGUAA
Molecule: messenger RNA, 537 nt
Organism: Penicillium brevicompactum
Lineage: Eukaryota; Fungi; Ascomycota; Eurotiomycetes; Eurotiales; Aspergillaceae
Exons: 3
Coding region: 1-537 (178 amino acids)
Source: RefSeq, a predicted model, not a curated record